Messenger RNA from Drosophila eugracilis, 1362 nucleotides. RefSeq lists its product as uncharacterized. Lineage: Eukaryota; Metazoa; Arthropoda; Insecta; Diptera; Drosophilidae. The record is from RefSeq and is a predicted model, not a curated record.
GUAGAUCACUCCAAAAUGCCGCCACAAACAAAGGACGAAGAAGUUGGUCAGAGGGAAGUAAAAAUUCCUGAAUGGGUCAAGCCAGAAGCAUUUCAGGAUCUAUUAAAAAACAAGAUCAAGGAUUACAAGGAAACCAAAGCUCUGAGGGCAAAAGCAGGUGUCGCUGCUGGCGAGAACUAUGCCACCGUAAUGCUGAGAGUGGAACUCGAUGUGGAGACGAAAGACAAAACGGAGGUGACCAAAGCGUUCAUGCUGAAAACUCCCCAUCAUUCUGAUGCUUAUCGCAGACUCCUAGAAAGAACUGAUAUCUUCGACGUGGAAAGAGGAAUGUAUCUGGAAGUGGUUCCCGAACUCGAGCAACUUUAUCGUGAUGCUGGUCUAGAUGUAAAGUUCGGGGCAGAGGCCUACGAGAUAGAUGAGGACUACUAUGUCCUAUUGGAGGAUCUUAGACCUCAAGGAUUCAAAAAUGUCGAUCGCCUUCAAGGUUUGGACCAAACCCAUACCGAAAAUGUCCUCAGAAAGUUCGCUCAAUGGCAUGCGGCCUCUGCAGUUCGCGUGGAUCUCAAAGGACCAUAUGAAGAGAAGUAUACCAAUGGAUUUUUCAGGUCGGAAGAAAUCAUGGAAACAUUUAAUCGCAGUGCUAACAACUUGAUAAAACAUAUCGAACUGUUUAAAGGACAUGAGGAUUACAUAAAGGAUUUGCACAUUGUCUCAGGAAAGUUAUUGGAUGUAUUGAAUGACAUGAAGAAACCAAGCCCCGACGAGUUUAAUGCUCUUAACCACGGAGAUGGUUGGUCUAAUAACAUUAUGUUCCAGUACAACGAUAAAAGCGAGAUAUUAGAUACAUAUUUCGUUGAUCUACAACUUCCAAAAUGGGGAACCGUAGCACAGGAUUUGUACUACUUUUUACUCUCAUCAACCAACCUGAACAUUAAAAUAUCGAAAUUCGAUUAUUUUAUUUGGUUCUACCACAGAGAGUUGGUUAAGCAUCUAAAACUACUGAAUUACUCGAAGACGUUGCCCACUUUAAGGAGCAUUCGCAAUGAUCUGAACAAAUACAGUGCUUGGGCCUUUGUUUGCUCUGCAUGUGUGAUGGGAUUCGUUCUACUGGACCCCAGAGAUGAUGCUGAUUUCGAUAAAAUCGUAUCAAAAGAAGACUCCAGCUUUUCAAAUUCCCUUUUCACCAAUCCCAGAUAUCGGAAACAUAUGGAAGUCCUACUGCCUUGGCUACAGCAAAGAGGCGCCCUUGGGUAGAACUUAAAUAAGUAAUUUUUAAAAUAAUUUUAGUUACUAUAAAAUUAUGAAAAAUAAGAAAUAUAUUCAUGGAAUUAUGUAUUUUUAUUAAAUUCACUUGAUUUAUGC